UUCAACCAAAAGUGACAGCGACUGGCCAUGUGAAAACAACCGAAGGACUCAAAGGGAAACUAAGAUCACCGGAAUCAGCCGAAUAUCCUCAACACAGCUGCCCGUGAAAGACGUCUCAGACUGGGAUUUCAUUUUUGUGUGAUUGUCAGUUCAGUUCAGUUCAGUUAUUUGGAUUUGUAUGUCCGGACAGCUUUGGCCGGUAAAGUUGACAGGACUAUUAAAUUAUAUAUAGGCGGGUACAUAAGUUCAAUGACAAGAAAUUGCGUAGUUGAAACAAAUGUACUUGGUGUUAUAAGCUAUAGUGUAGACACAGUGGAAUUACUGUGAGGAGUCCUUACAGGCUCUUCGGUGCCCAGGACAGCCAGACGUACCAGAGGAUUCCUCAGCUUUACGCAGUCACCGGAGGGCAGCGGGAGUCAUCGCUUUACUUACGUUGAAUUACUCGCGCUUUCUCUUCCUUGAGCACCGCUGGUGACAACAAGCGGGUGUGUGAACAUGCUACAAAAUGGAAAUGGAAAGGAUCAACCGCUGCAAGCGCCAAAGGCUGAGGCAGAACCGGACUCCCCGGCUGAAGACGCGAAACAGCAGCAGCAGCCCGAUCUCAUCGCUGCUGACAGAAAGGACGCGGACACCACUGAGUCCACUCACUUCCCCAUGCCCGCUUACCCCAAACUGGAGAUAAAACGCCACGCAGUGACGGACGAUUAUAAAAUCUCCAGUCAGGUUCUGGGUUUAGGGAUAAAUGGCAAAGUCCUUGAGUGCUUCAAUAAGAAGACAGGAGAGAAGUGCGCGCUGAAGAUUCUGUACGACAGCCCCAAAGCCAGAAGAGAAGUGGAGCUUCACUGGCGAGUUUCAGGAGGACCGUACAUUGUUCGCAUCCUCAACCUGUACGAAAACAUGCACCACGGGAAGAAAUGCCUGCUUAUCAUCAUGGAGUGUAUGGAGGGAGGAGAGCUGUUCAGCCGAAUCCAGGCCAGAGGAGACCAGGCCUUCACUGAGAAAGAGGCAUCUGAGAUUAUGAGGGACAUCGGCACGGCCAUUGAGUUUCUCCACAAUAUUAACAUCGCGCACAGAGACAUUAAGCCAGAGAAUCUGCUGUACACCACUAAACAGAGGAACGGAGUCCUCAAACUGACAGACUUUGGCUUUGCUAAGGAAACCACACUACACAACCCUCUGCAGACCCCCUGUUAUACACCGUACUAUGUGGCUCCUGAGGUUUUGGGUCCUGAGAAAUAUGACAAGUCAUGUGACAUGUGGUCUCUGGGCGUCAUCAUGUACAUCCUGUUGUGUGGCUUUCCUCCAUUUUAUUCCAACACGGGCCAGGCCAUUUCACCAGGGAUGAAGAGGAGGAUCAGGAUGGGCCAGUACGAGUUCCCCAACCCCGAGUGGGCUGAGGUGUCACAGGAAGCAAAAGAUCUGAUCCACCAGCUGCUGAAGACAGACCCUAAUGAGAGGAUGACCAUCACUCAGUUCAUGAACCACCCCUGGAUCAAUCAGUCCAUGGUGGUUCCCUCCACCCCGCUCCACACCACCCGGGUCCUGACUGAAGACAGAGAGAUGUGGGAGGACGUGAAGGAAGAGAUGACCAGCGCCUUAGCGACCAUGCGUGUGGACUACGACCAGGUGAAGAUCAAGGAUCUUGACACGUCGAGCAACCCCCUGCUCAACAAGAGACGUAAAAAAGCUGCCGCGGGGGCCAAGAGCGGGUCCACUGUCUGCCAAAGUCAGUGAGACACAGACAACCAUGAAAGGAAAAUCCAGACAGAACAGCCAAUGGUGAAGAGAAGCAGCUUAGAAGAGGGAGGAACAGUUGAUUUAAGCAGGAGAGGAUCAUUUAGAGAGCGGCUCGGGACUCUUGAGAGACUGGGCGUGUAGGGCACACUCUCUGAAAUAAAAGGACAGUAUAAAAACAACAGCUACAUCUACACUGAACAUUUGUAGGACAUAUCAAAACAUGAAAUUGCCUGUGUCGCCUGCCACUGGUAGAAAUAACAGCUCUGCUCAGUGCAGGCCUAUAUGUUUUUAAGUAUUUUAUGUAUGUAAUUUUUAGAUCCUGGCUGCAGACAUCAAGUAUUGUCAAGUAUUUGUAGUGAUAAUAUUUUGUGUAUUUGAAUGCUGGGUUGCCUGUUUGAGGUCUCCUUUGUAACUAUGCACCAGUGUGCAGAUCACACACACAGACGGACAAGCCAGCUGUGGAAAGACUGUGAAACUAGAGCACUCAAUAUUACCUGUGUUGUCUUAAUAUUGUCUGUAUUUUGCUCUUUCCUUUCAGGGAUUAAAGCAAAGUCUGACAGUGA
Messenger RNA from Toxotes jaculatrix (banded archerfish), 2300 nucleotides. It is a transcript of the gene mapkapk3, whose product is annotated as MAPK activated protein kinase 3. Lineage: Eukaryota; Metazoa; Chordata; Actinopteri; Toxotidae. The transcript is spliced from 10 exons. Gene Ontology annotation, cellular component: nucleus; cytoplasm. Bases 496 to 1734 code for a protein of 412 amino acids. Gene Ontology annotation, molecular function: calmodulin binding; ATP binding; mitogen-activated protein kinase binding. The record is from RefSeq and is a predicted model, not a curated record. Gene Ontology annotation, biological process: peptidyl-serine phosphorylation; toll-like receptor signaling pathway; intracellular signal transduction.